Notothenia coriiceps (black rockcod) is the source of this 424-nucleotide messenger RNA. RefSeq names its product lymphocyte cytosolic protein 2-like. Bases 11 to 394 code for a protein of 127 amino acids. The record is from RefSeq and is a predicted model, not a curated record. NCBI's taxonomy places the organism in Eukaryota, Metazoa, Chordata, Actinopteri, Perciformes, Nototheniidae. The transcript has 4 exons.
UGUCCUCAGGAUGAUCACUAAGAUCAGCUCUCAGAUCAGCAAGAAGGAGGAGAAGAGGAGCCUGUUCGGGAUAAAACCGACCAGAUAUCACGAACCAGCAGAAGCAACGACAGAGGUUCAGGGUUGGGGUGCCGAUGAGUUUUCGGAGGAAGAGUUGGACGAUGACUACGAGGACCCGGACAGCGGGGGGGACGGGGGGGGCAGCGACUACGAGUCCCCGAUGGACGACGAUAACAACGACUACGAGCCCCCCCCCUCCGAGCCCCCGGAGGACAUGGCGCUCAAACUGGGGCCCCCCCGCCCGCUGGGGGACGGGGAAUACAUCGGUAAGACCUUUAAUAACGCCUUUAAUGACGCCUUUAAGAACGCCUUUAAUACAGGGUUUAACACAUAAUGCAUCGGUAACACCUGGAAUAUAAAAUAA